Sphaerodactylus townsendi is the source of this 3724-nucleotide messenger RNA. It is a transcript of the gene PDE7B, whose product is annotated as phosphodiesterase 7B. Gene Ontology annotation, molecular function: 3',5'-cyclic-AMP phosphodiesterase activity. Bases 440 to 1936 code for a protein of 498 amino acids. Lineage: Eukaryota; Metazoa; Chordata; Lepidosauria; Squamata; Sphaerodactylidae. The record is from RefSeq and is a predicted model, not a curated record. The transcript is spliced from 12 exons.
AGCAGCUGCUCACAUCAUAGGGCCUGACUAUCACAGAAAUGAUAAAUAAAACCUUUCCUGUAAGCUGUAGAUAAAAGUAGUUUAGCAUUUGACUUGACGUCUUACAAAUAUCUUCCCAGUUUUCUUUUUAAUGCAAGCUGAGUCUGGGAUUGAUCGAGUGCUCUUGACUGGAAACCUGAGAGGGAGGCAGGGAAAAGGGACAGGAACAAAAUUUGCAUGUAUCUAUGAGAUGAAACCAUUACAGAAGUGCUACAAACGGGAAACUUUGAAAAGUACAUUUCUUCACAGAUUUUUGUCAGCUGAACUUUAGGAGCACCAAGGCUGCUGUGAGCCUUCAGAAACCUUUUCUGUAAACUGGGAUGAUGAUGUGUGGCGUUUCUAUUUUUCCUGGAGUCUGAGGAGUUUUCCUUUCCAACAGCAGCCGCCUUCUCUUUAGAGGAUGCCUGUGUUGAAUAGAUUUUUCAACGUGUUGGACAUGGGUAAGCAGUGGGGAACUGAAGAAGAUCUGAUGCCCUUGUCCUUGGACAGCCAACCCUUUGGUAAGCCAGGGAUCCGAGCUUGGGAGCUGCCUGAAAUGUUAAAAAUGGUAAAGCUAAUUUGGAAAUCAAAAAGUGAUCUCCAGGGAACAAAGCAGAGAGGAGUUCUGGAAAAUGAAGAUGCUCCAAAUAGUUUAUCAGGAGAUGCACGGCUGAGAGGUCAGACAGGGGUUCUCUCUGAGCGACGUGGUUCCUACCCAUUUAUAGACUUCCGUCUUCUCAACAAUACCAUUUACUCAGGGGAAAUUAGCACAAAGAAAAAGGUAAAGAGACUGUUAAGCUUUCAGAGAUAUUUCCAUGCAUCCCGGCUCUUGCGUGGGAUCGUACCACAAACUUCAUUGUAUUUGCUGGAUGAAGACUAUCUGGGUCAAGCAAGGCACAUGCUGUCCAAAGUGGGAAUGUGGGAUUUUGACAUUUUCUUGUUUGACCGCUUGACAAAUGGAAACAGCCUAGUAACCUUACUGUGCCACCUGUUCAAUGUACACGGGCUUAUUCAUCAUUUCCAGUUAGACAUGGUUACAUUACACAGAUUCUUAGUUAUGGUGCAGGAAGAUUAUCAUAGCCAAAAUCCAUACCACAAUGCUGUUCAUGCUGCAGAUGUCACACAAGCUAUGCACUGUUACCUAAAGGAGCCCAAGCUUGCUAACUUCCUUACUCCUCUGGACAUUAUGCUGGGACUAUUGGCUGCUGCAGCACAUGAUGUAGACCAUCCAGGAGUCAACCAACCUUUUUUGAUAAAAACCAAACACCAUCUUGCCAGUUUAUACCAGAAUGUCUCAGUAUUAGAAAACCAUCACUGGAGAUCAACAGUAGGCAUGCUUCGAGAAUCUAGGCUACUCACACAUCUGCCAAAGGAAGAGAGGCAGGAUAUUGAACAACAGUUGGGAUCUCUGAUCUUAGCAACAGACAUCAAUAGACAGAAUGAAUUUCUGACUUGUUUGAAAGCUCAUCUCAAAAAUCAGGAUCUAAGAUUAGAAGAUGCACCGGAUAGGCAUUUUAUGCUCCAGAUUGCACUCAAGUGUGCAGACAUCUGCAAUCCUUGCCGGCUCUGGGAGAUGAGCAAACAAUGGAGUGAACGGGUUUGUGAGGAAUUCUAUAGGCAAGGUGACCUGGAGCAGAAAUUUGACCUGGAAAUAAGUCCUCUUUGUAAUCAGCAGAAAGACACAAUCCCUAGUAUACAAAUUGGCUUUAUGACCUACAUUGUGGAGCCACUCUUUGAAGAAUGGGCAAAUUUUACUGGGAACACACCCUUAUCAGAAAACAUGCACAAUCAUCUACAGAGGAACAAGGCCAAGUGGAGGAAUUUACUUCACAAACACAGCAGUAGCAGGAACGCUGACCAUUCGGGUCAAGGAACUGAAAAUGAAGAACAGACUUUAAAUGAAGGAGAAACCCCGUAGUGGCAGCUUAGCACUUUGCGCUGUAGUGCCACCCCCUUUCACAACUGUGAACAAAAUCGUAAGGGCCCAUUGGGCCAUCCUUAACCAAGCAGGAAGGGAGGAAAGCGGGGAGGAAAACAGGAGAUAUGGGAGUUCUCCCCUGUAAAACCCACGCCGCAUCUGGGUUUGAUGCUAAAGCUGAAUCUCACUUCCUCAUCUUAAUAGCUGAAGCCAUUCAUCACUUCUGAUCAUGAACUGCUUAAAUGGGAAGUUUCAUUCAGUAGUGCUGAAGCUGGGCCAGUAAAGUGGGUUCCAACUGCCAACAGGCUUCAAGAGGACAGGAAAGACCAGUGCAAUCUUGAUUACUGGUUUCAUUCUGAGUCAUAGUGUGACGUGGCUCUCUGAAUGAAGGACUGGAGUCUUCAGUCUGGCAGCUGGGCUGCACAUCAAAAUUACUACCAGCAUUGUCAGACCUCAGCAGAAAUCUGGCCACACAGAAGAAAAAAAAAGCGUCUCAUUUUAAAUAAUUAAAACCUUUUUAAUUUUUUGUAUUUGGUGCACUGGACAAAUUCUAGAAACCUUGAACUAAGGUUAUUCUGUGUACUCAAAGCUUUUUCAUGGUAGUGCCCAUUUUGUUAAUCAUUUCAUGCCACUUUAGAUACAAUUGACAUUCUUCUCACGGCAAGAACAGUUUUCCUAGCAAAUCAAAGGGAAGAGUUGUACAGUCUAAAUGUUUCCAGAUGUCUCUUUGGAUGACUGUAUCUGUGAUCUGUUUAUAUUCACACAUGUAUGUCUCCUGCAUAUAUAAAGCGCUACUGAUUCCCAUCCAAAAUACUGAAGUAUUAUGGGAAAGCUAUCUGUAUAAACAAUGGCACUGUGAACAAAAUACUGUUAGUUUUAGUAUCUGUCGCAGUUGUAAAUAUGUUAUAGACGAUUAAUACUUUUGUUUGCAGAUAAAGGCCUUAACUUUUAGCAUCCUUCACUUUCUGAUGGUUACCAAACUCCUGUCCUUUCAUUGUGGCUUGCUUUCACUUGUCCAACAAAAGGUUAGGUAGGCGUGGUACCUACCAAGGAAAUCUUUUGGAAAUAUUCAUAUACAUUCCUCUUCAUUUCUCUUGUCUAGCAAAGAUGCACCUUGAUACAAUCACCUACAGUAGAAAACUGGAAUCUAAAUUGACGUCCACAGAAAUGUUAAAUUACGCAGAAACAGAGAGGCAAGUUGCAGGGUCAGAAUGGUCUUGAAUUGGGCAUUAAGGAGUUAGAAUAAUUAGAAUAUGUAAAAAUCAGCUACUCAGAUGAACAACUUUUAAGGCAUCUGCCUCAUUUGUAAGCAGAUUUGGCUUUAUCAAAAUGAAGAAAAAUGUUCUCCCCUUUUUCCUUAUUACUAGUAAGAGCUACUUAGACAUUUCCUCUCCAUGAACGUUAUUCUUGAAAAGAGAUAGCUAAUCACCGAGCUAAGUUGUUAAUUCUGGUCCAGACAUUUUUCAUUAGUGUUAUCUUGUUGCCUUUUGGUCAAGUGAGGUUUUUGGGUCCAAGUCUAACUCAUUACAGUAUUCAUUCAAUCUCAUGCAGCAUCCUUGUUAUUAACAUAGCACUAUACUGCCAGAUCCAUCUGGGAACAUUUUGGCUUCCAUUUUUCUCACUGGUUUAUUAUUCUACCUGCAUCAUUUGCAAACAGGUGAUGGAUGAUGCAAAGGGAUUUGGGGCAGGAAGGUUUGAAAAAUGUCUCCAGCAUAGGAGUGUAAAGUAGCACUUAAGACACUUAACAUGUUACUGCAUUACUAAGAAUAAAAAAUCUGUUCCCACCAA